Messenger RNA from Prunus armeniaca (apricot), 474 nucleotides. The record is from the annotation of a GenBank genome assembly. Lineage: Eukaryota; Viridiplantae; Streptophyta; Magnoliopsida; Rosales; Rosaceae.
AUGAAGGAGAAAGCUGCCCUUGAAGAGAAGGAGAAUGAGAAAGCAGCUGCUGCUGCCGUGGAGGAGAAGGAGAAAACUGCUGCCGUGAAGGAGGAGGAGAAAACUGUUGCCGUGAAGGACAAGGAGAAAGCUGCUGACAUGAAAGAGAAGGAGAAAGAUGACAAAAUCAGUGAAUUCCAGCUUAAAUCAGGGGAGAAGAAGGUUUUCUUGCAGCGUUCAACUCCAAGGAGCAAAAUUGAUCUCGACUUUGAUAAUUCUUUCUCCAAUUUGAAUAAACAGGAGAAAGCUGCCAUGAAGGAGAAGGAUAAAGCUGUAGUGAAGGAGAAGGAGAAGGAUAAAGCUGCCACGAAGGAGAAGGAGAAUGAGAAAGUAGCUGCUGCUGCUGUGGAGGAGAAGGAGAAAACUGCUGCCGUGAAGGAGGAGGAGAAAACUGCUGCCGUGAAGGACAAGGAGAAAGCUGUUGACAUGAAAUAG